AUGCUAUUCUUCACUCUCCUUCACGUCGCAGCGCACUAUGUCAAUUUCUACAAUAUCGAAAAAGACCAGAUCCGCCCCGUACUUGCGAUUGAACUUCAUUACAAGAGUGCCGCUGGUAUCACAGGCCAUGUCAUGUUACUAUGCAUGCUACUCAUUUACACCACCGCUCAUGCGCGAAUUCGACAACAAGCAUUCGAAACCUUUUGGUAUACUCACCAUCUGUUUAUUCCGUUUAUGCUUGCUUUAUACACGCAUGCAACUGGAUGCUUUGUUCGAGAUAGCGUGGAGCCAAUUUCCCCAUUCGCUGGAAAGAAGUUCUGGGGCCAUUGUCUAGGAUAUGAAGGGUGGAGGUGGGAGCUCGUGGCGGCGUUCCUGUACAUAUUUGAGCGAUUGUACCGUGAGAUCAGGUCUCGACAGGGGACUGUGAUCACCAAGGUCAUUCGCCAUCCAUAUGCCGCCAUGGAGAUCCAGUUUCAAAAGCCUAGCAUGAAAUACAAAGCAGGCCAAUGGCUCUUCCUCCAAGUACCCGAUGUUUCAACGACUCAAUGGCAUCCGUUUACCAUUACUUCAUGUCCCUUUGAUCCCUACGUUAGUGUUCAUGUCCGCCAAGUCGGAGAUUUUACUCGAGACCUCGGAGAUGCGCUUGGUUGUGGUCCUGCCCAGGCCAAGGAUCUUGAAGGUCUCGAUCCAAACGGAAUGUAUGAGGUUGCCCUUCAAAAUGGACAAACCAUGCCGAACAUGCGUGUUGAUGGGCCCUAUGGUGCUCCAGCCGAAGAUGUCUUCGAGAACGAAAUUGCUGUCCUUAUCGGAACUGGAAUAGGUGUCACUCCCUGGGCCUCUAUCCUGAAGAACAUCUGGCAUUUACGAUCAGGCCCGAAUCCGCCUCGUCGAUUACGCCGAGUGGAGUUCAUCUGGGUUUGUAAAGAUACAUCGUCCUUUGAAUGGUUCCAGGCUCUUCUCUCAUCCCUGGAGGCCCAAUCUGCAAGCGCUGCUUCAGCCGAUGGUAGUACGGAGUUCUUGCGUAUCCAUACCUAUCUAACGCAGAGGCUGGACGCAGACACUGCCGCAAAUAUUUACUUAAAUUCCGUCGGCCAGGCACUUGAUCCGCUUACUGAAUUGCGAAGCCGGACAAAUUUCGGUCGCCCGGAUUUCAAACGCUUGUUCACUGCUAUGCGCCAUGGAUUGCUUGAUCAGACUUACAUGUCAGGUUUGCAGACUUCGUCUAGUACGGAGAUUGGUGUGUACUUUUGCGGGCCUAAUACUGCGGCCAGGCAAAUUGAUGAUGCUGCCAAGGCUGCAUCGACGAAAGAUAUUCGUUUCAAGUUCUGGAAGGAACACUUCUAG
Molecule: messenger RNA, 1344 nt
Organism: Penicillium angulare
Lineage: Eukaryota; Fungi; Ascomycota; Eurotiomycetes; Eurotiales; Aspergillaceae
Product: putative NADPH oxidase (NoxA)
Exons: 3
Coding region: 1-1344 (447 amino acids)
Biological process (GO): defense response; superoxide anion generation
Cellular component (GO): NADPH oxidase complex; plasma membrane
Molecular function (GO): superoxide-generating NAD(P)H oxidase activity
Source: RefSeq, a predicted model, not a curated record